Molecule: messenger RNA, 936 nt
Organism: Talaromyces atroroseus
Lineage: Eukaryota; Fungi; Ascomycota; Eurotiomycetes; Eurotiales; Trichocomaceae
Exons: 1
Coding region: 1-936 (311 amino acids)
Molecular function (GO): hydrolase activity, acting on ester bonds; hydrolase activity, acting on carbon-nitrogen (but not peptide) bonds, in linear amides
Source: RefSeq, a predicted model, not a curated record
AUGACAAAAAUACCAGAACUUCAUACCGGCAGUACGCGCAACCGGAAAGGCUAUCUCUCGCCCAUCGAAGACUUUCAAAUUCCGUUCGGAAUCGUGGAAGGCGUUCAAUAUGGUCCCACCCUCCUGAUAACUGCAGGAGUUCAUGGUUCGGAGCUAUGUUCGAUUGAGGCGGCGUUGCGCUUAAUGAAUAUCGACGGACAUCAGUUAACCAGAACGCUUUUCGUCUUGCCAGUCAUGAAUUUCCAUGGCUUUCGUGCUCGAAGCAUCUACGUCAAUCCGCAAGAUGGAAAAAGCCUAAACAGACAAUUCCCAGGAAAUCCUCUAGGUACAGCUAGCGAGCGCCUUGUUCAUUGGCCAUCGGGUAUCUUCCCGAAAUGUGACGCUUAUCUAGAUCUGCACGGUGGUAAUCUGGAUGAAGAGCUUAAGCCUUACACAAUAUUUAACGAAGAUAGUGAAGCAUCGAAGCAACUAGCAGUCGCAUUUGGCCUGGAGACUGUUGUUGCAGCAUCUGGAACUCGGCGCGUCUCGUCAAGCUAUGCUACCCGUCUGGGAAUUCCAGCUAUUACGGCUGAAGCAGUUUGUAACGGCCUUGUUUCUGAAGACAAGGUCUCCCUACAUUAUGACGGUGUGAUGCGUGUCAUGGCUUACCUUGGGAUGUUGCAGUCACCCGCGUUACCAUUGGCCGUACCGGAACGACGCUUUGUAAAACUUUCGGUUCCUAUUGCAUCUGCAGAAGGGCUCUGGUAUCCACGACACCGUGUUAGCGCACACAUCGCGAUCAAUGAUAUUCUUGACGAGGUGCGAGGUAUUUUCGGGGAGGUCCUUGUUACCGUAACAGCUGAAGUCUCUGGUGAGGUGCUUUAUCGGCUGCCGAGCCUUUGGGUAAACAGCGGCGAGCAACUGAUGGGUGUUGCUUACAUGGUUCCUUCAAUGUGA